AUGGACGAUAAGCUGUAGUCGCUGCCAACCAAUCGCACGUUGUCGCACGAACGCUUCAUGUCGCCAAGAUGGCGAUCAAGACCAAAACAUUCUCUCUGGCAGGCCUGGCUUGCACUGUCCUCUGUGUCGUGGCCAUUGUCGUGUCGUUCGCUUCUGACCGGUGGGUUGUGUCCACGGAGAAAGAGGUGUCCGGUUUUAAAAAUAUUGGACUGUGGUCAGCGUGUUUCUCACGGUACAGGCCGCCUGCAUACGCCUUGGUGGACAAGUUUUACGAUGGCUGCUGGUGGGUUCUAGACAGAGAGAUGGACGAUCUGAGAGUGUUCCUGUUUCCGGGCUGGUUUGUGGGCACGCAGGUUCUGGUGUCCAUUAGUUUGUUCUUUGAACUACUGGCCACCAUCAUCCUCAUCGUCAACAUCAUCAACUGUUUUCUUUACCACCCUCUCAAGCUUCAGAUCACCAGGGGCCUGUCUAUGUCAGCUGCCAUUUUACAUGGACUCACAGGGAUCCUUCUUGCUGUUGCUGUCAUCAUGUUUGGGGCAAGGGCUGAUAACUCCAGGACAUGGCUUGAGAAACCGGACCAGAAUUAUCUCUCCUGGUCAUUUGGAAUCUGUGUGCUAGCAGUUUUUCUGGCCAUCAUAGCCAUGAUGUUCCAGUUCUUGGAGUUCUUCAGAUACCGCCUAGAGCACGGUCAGGUUGACGAGCCCAAGGUUUACUUCACCAAGGACCCCCCACCUGCCACUAAUUACGCGUACUCUCAUCAAAACAACUCCCAGUCCAGCAUCAACACUGCCCACAGUCUCAAGUCCCCAGCCUAUGCCAGCAGGUACCAAGGGUCGCAGUCGUCCAUUAAUGCCAGACCUCCUGACACAACAUUUGCAGUCAGUGGCAGGGGUGAGGUGUACAUCAAUGGGCUGGCCAACCCUCCGCCAGCCUACCACUCCCCCAGGACCAACCCACGCUCGUCCACCUACUCACAGAGGCGACAGUACGAUGACCCUGACUCCCAGAGAGCUGUAGACAAGAACGGGACACAAAAAUCUGGCGCAGGCCGCGGCAAUGAUUACGAGGAAUCAAAACAAAUCAAGCAGCCCGUAUUGCCUGAGUAUGUUAAAAAAGGUGAUGAGAAGAAAAAGUCAUUCAGCGACUCUUCAGAAGGUUCAGACGUUAGUGAUGGUGAGGCUGAAAAAAAGAAAAUGAAUGUUUCCAGUGUCAAGAAAAAGAAAAGUUCAGAGAGUAAGAAAUCCAAAUCCAAGAGCAGGUCAGAUUCCGAGAACAGGAAGAAGAAAAAGAAGUCUGAUGAGAAGGACGAUAAACGGCGUUCAUCUAAAAAACACAGAAGUAAAGAUGAGGAUUCAGAUGAAGAUAGGUCAAGGUCAAGAAGUCGAAGGCGGUCAAGCAAGGGAAGUUCACCCCACUCCAAGAGACGCAGUAGCCGAUCACGUGACCGAAGUCGCUCAAGAGACUUAAAUUCAACGUAUUCCGACUCUGAUGCUGGGUCUGUACGCAGUAGGUCACGUCGCAGACACGACAAGGAUGAAGCCUUCAGUAGGAAAGAUGGCAAAAGACGAUCUGCUUCAGAAGAUCGAUCAAAAAGUAAAAAAAAACAUUCAAGACGAGAAAGCAAAAAGCCAGGCCACUACAGUGAGGAUGAUAUAUCUGGGUCAGAGUACAGCAGCAGACGUAAGACCAAAUCACACGGCAGCGAGUCAGGACGGGUAAAAAAGUCCAGGUCUCGUGAAUUUUCUGAUAAUGAAAGUGUUCAGAGCAAACAGAGUAGACGUACAGUUGAUAAACCAAAGGGGACGUACUCCAGCUACUAUGAGUACUAACUUAGUGAACAUUAAUUAAAGGCAGUUUUGUGUAUGUGAGCAUUUUGUUCUAUUUUUGGCAUGAAAUCUAAUGUAAAAAAACUCAUGUAAUUUCUGUAAAACAAAUGUACUGUUUUAUUUUGCUGGUUCAAUAUCACUAUGAAAUAGAUUUAAUGAAAUGUUUAAUUACAAUUAAUUAUUGGUAAGGUUUUAACUUUAACCUAAUCUUGCUCAAUGAGUUUUUUAUGAAUGUUGUUGUACAUAGACAAGAAGAAUGGCUCAACUAGUGAAAGUAUUUUGUGUAAAUGUUUUUGUUGAAGAAUGGCUCAACUAGUUGAAAGUAUUUUGUGUAAAUGUUUUUGUAGAAGAAUGGCUCAACUAGUGAAAGUAUUUUGUGAAAAUGUUUUUGUUGAAGAAUGGCUCAACUAGUUGAAAGUAUUUUGUGUAAAUGUUUUUGUAGAAGAAUGGCUCAACUAGUUGAAAGUAUUUUGUUUAAAUGUUUUCGUUGAAGAAUGGCUCAACUAGUGAAAGUAUUUUGUGAAAAUGUUUUUGUUGAAAGAGUGGCACAAAUUGUUGGAUAUUUUCAGUCUUGGAUUUUUAUUCCCAAUAGAAAAAGACCAUGUAAUUUUUCCUUCGUUUUUAAAGCAUUCAUUACAUUUUGUAUACCAUCCUAAACAGGUUAGGGCCUGAGUCUAGAGAAAAUGUUUUUGGUAGUUGAGCCACAAUCCUUACAGUGACUUACAAUAGCAUCAAUGAUCUCAUUACUUGUACAUUAACCAACAGACUGUAGCCAUUCUGGUUGUUCAGAUUUAUUUGUUUUUACUGAAGCUCUUAAAAACAUGUCUUUGUUGUUAGGCUAAGAUUGUGUAACACUACCUGCCAUUGUUAGGCUAGGCUAAGCUUAAAAAAACCAAAAGUAUUUCAUGACUAGUGUCUUCAGUUUUAUCCAACCAGAAACAUGUACUGUACAUAGGCAUGUAUAAACCAGCGUCAAACAUACAAGCGUGUACAUAGUGGACGAACAUUUGGAACAGAAUACUCUAAUGUGUGAUCUAUGGCUAUGGCUCUUGUAAAAUGUUGGUGACUAUUUAAUGAUCUGUAUAGAAUGUUUUCUUGUAAAUAUUUUUGUUUUUAACAUUUAAUACACACCACCACUUUGAAUGUGACUUCUAGAUCAGAAUUGCCUACACAAACUAAACAUUCCAUUUCUCAAAUUUGUACAAAACUAUAUAUUUUGGUAAAAACAUUCAUAAUUUUACACUAUUGUUAUUUAUAAAAUGUUUGAAUGCAAAUGUUUUAAUUAAUUUCUUUACAAUCAUACACUAUAUAAUUAACAUUAAAAUUUAAUUAGAAUAUCGUAUCAUUUUGAGCAAUUAAUUAGUGUACCUGUCAAUGUGCAUUGACUUUUUUAGAGAUUUCCCCCUAAUUUAAUAUUCUGUAGCUUUUAAAAUGAGCUCCUUUAUUUAUUCAGUUUUUUUUUUUGCUUGCAUAUGAAACUUUUAUUAAAAACAUUUUCCUGUGAAAAUUAGAAAGUGUUCUUCAAAGUUUGCAGCAAAAAAUUAAGAUGUAUACAAGUAUUGUGUAGAUCACAGGGCCUUAUGAAAUACUUUGUGUUACCUUCACUAAGCAGCAGGUUAUGCAGUUUACAAUCAUCCUGAUUUUUGUUCAUAUAUUUUUAAAGUUUGUAUAUUUUUAAACACAGGCAUAUUUUAUACCUAAAGUUUGUACAUUUUUAAAAACUGAGGCAUAUUUUAAUAUUUGUCAGAUUCCCGCCUUGUACUUGCUCUAACAUUCCAUUAUAAUCUUUGUACAUUCAAAAGAUGAAACUUUUAUACAGAUUUUUUGUAAAUAAAUUAUUGUUGAA
Messenger RNA from Physella acuta, 3672 nucleotides. RefSeq names its product protein starmaker. The record is from RefSeq and is a predicted model, not a curated record. Lineage: Eukaryota; Metazoa; Mollusca; Gastropoda; Physidae. Gene Ontology annotation, cellular component: membrane.